Messenger RNA from Cricetulus griseus (Chinese hamster), 969 nucleotides. The record is from RefSeq and is a predicted model, not a curated record. NCBI's taxonomy places the organism in Eukaryota, Metazoa, Chordata, Mammalia, Rodentia, Cricetidae.
UUUCUCUCUGCCUCAGGUAGGUUGUACCUCGUCAGCCUCGCGUUCGCCGUGGGCUCGGUAAAUGGGCGUUCGUUGAAAAUCAUUUUCGGCCUUGGCUGUGGCCGGAGGUUCCACUGGAUCUGGAGGCGGCUGCAGCUUCGCCCACGAAAAUGGCAGGGUUCCGAUGUCCUCUUCUCAAAUAAAGUGGUUUAACAUAACCUACCGUAGUGGUGGGUACGAUCUCAACCUCUUUGCCAGCCCUCCUGACUGCAACUUCCUGUGUUCCGUCUGCCAUGGGGUUCUCAAGAGGCCAAUGAGGCUGCCAUGCAGUCACAUCUUCUGCAAAAAGUGCAUCCUCCAAUGGCUAGCCAGACAAAACACCUGUCCAUGCUGUAGAAAAGAGGUGAAAAGGAGAAAGAUGGUCCAAGUGAAUAAACUCCGGAAAACCAUUGGACGCCUACAAGUCAAGUGCAAGAACGCUGCAGCUGGCUGCUUGGUGACAUGCCCUCUGGCUCAUCGCAAGGGACACCAAAACUCAUGCCCCUUCGAGCUGAUGGCCUGCCCCAAUGAGGGCUGCACUGCGCAGGUUCUGCGAGGGGUCCUAGAUGAGCACCGCCAGCAUUGCCGGCAGGGGGGCCAGCAGCGCUGCCCCUUAGGCUGUGGAGCUUCUCUGGCUGACUCGGAGGGUGAGCAACACAACUGCUACCGUGAGCUUCGUGAUGCUUGGAUCCAGCGCAACCAGCGCAACCAGCACCUGCUGCUGAGCCUGUUGCGGCGUGUACACCGAGUGCAUCGCACCACCAACUUCAUCCGCCGGCAGCUGGCACAGUUGGGCAACUUCCUGGAAGAUGACGCCCUGAUUCUGAGUAACAGGGCACAGGAGAGUGAGGUUGCCCCGGAGGCUGAGACUUGGGGUGGGCAGGGCCAAGGUGUCUUAUAAAGGAGUUAAAUAAACGCUGAGCCCAGGCCUGACCCACCUCAUGUCCUGUG